UAGAAUUACAGGAAUAGGGUGGCGUGAAAGGGGGGUAAAAUAGUCCAUGCGAAGGAAGGUUGAGUCUGAAAAUGUGAUGGAGAAAGUGGUUGCGAGGGUGCUGUAUAACACUCGAUCCAGCACAUCCAAGAACUAAGAACCAACGCAUGCCUCAAUAAUAAUAAUAUAACAACUCUCCUCUCAACGCCGUCGUUUCCAAACUCUUCCCUUCGCUUCUUCUCCCAAACCGCCCAAAUUAAUUAACGCCGAUUUCGCACCCAAUUCGGACAACCACAACUUGGAUCUCAGGAAACAAAAAUUGCAUUUGAGAAUAAAAUAAGAGUGUAGCAUAGGGCCUUGUUCUUGAUACUGUGCUAAAUUUGUUGGAUGGCGGAGAAAUCAUGCAUCAAGCGCCUUCAGAAGGAAUAUAGAGCCCUUUGUAAAGAGCCAGUUUCUCAUGUUGUGGCUCGUCCUUCACCAAGUGAUAUUCUUGAGUGGCAUUAUGUGUUGGAAGGAAGUGAAGGAACACCUUUUGCAGGUGGAUAUUACUAUGGAAAAAUCAAGUUUCCUCCUGAAUAUCCAUAUAAACCCCCUGGAAUCAGCAUGACUACACCUAAUGGACGGUUCAUGACACAGAAAAAGAUCUGCUUGUCUAUGAGUGACUUUCAUCCAGAAAGUUGGAAUCCCAUGUGGUCUGUUUCAAGCAUAUUAACAGGGCUUCUUUCAUUCAUGAUGGACAACAGUCCAACCACUGGCAGUGUAAACACCACCACUGCUGAGAAGCAGCGUCUAGCAAAAUCUUCCCUUUCGUUCAACUGCAAGAAUGCUACAUUCAGGAAGAUGUUCCCUGAGUAUGUGGAGAAAUACAACCAGCAACAGCUUUCUGAACAGGCUGCUCUAGAGAGGGUCUCAUCCGAGACGUCUCCCGACAAGAGCUCAAGGCCAGUUUUGGAAAAGAAAUUAGAAUCCACAGGAGGAGAAGACAUGAGAAGAGUAGAUGGGUUGAAGGAUGUGAGAAAAAACAGAAAACCAUUUCCAGCGUGGAUGUUGUUAUUACUCUUCUCCAUCUUUGGGGUUGUAAUGGCGUUACCACUACUUCAGCUGUGAUGAUAGGCAAAUAAAUCUUUAUAGGAGGUACAAAGCGUUCUCCUGGAACUGGUUAUAUGUUCUGCUUAGGUUGUCAUGUCUAAACAGAAUUUGUAUAGGGAAAAUGAUGGACAUGGAGGCUGCGUUAAAUGUAUGGACUGGUUUUACUCCUUUGUGUCUAUGUUGCCAGCUUCUUGGUGGUGGUGAAUGCUAAGAAGUUACAUGCUUCAUACUUGUGAUUUUCUUCUAAAUGUUUUGAGAUUUGUCUUGUAGUGCUGGUUGCCAUUAAACACUGCACAUACUGCUUCGUGCAUUAUGCUAUUUAGAGUGGAUAAGUUAUAUCCCAUUAAAACAUAAACGUAUUUCGCCGUAAAAUUUUGAUCCCUGUAAUGGCAAUGUAUAGAGUAAAAGUUAAAUA
Molecule: messenger RNA, 1483 nt
Organism: Cajanus cajan (pigeon pea)
Lineage: Eukaryota; Viridiplantae; Streptophyta; Magnoliopsida; Fabales; Fabaceae
Product: ubiquitin-conjugating enzyme E2 34
Source: RefSeq, a predicted model, not a curated record